CCGUUCCUGAGUUCGCUCUCGCAUAAACGACGCAUCGACUCUACCUCCCUCUCCUCCUCCUCCCCCCUCUCUAGCAAUCGACGAGCGAUGGCGUGGGCGACGCGGUUCCUGUCAGCGGUGUGCUUCUUCGCGGCGGGCGUCCUCUUCGCCCCAGAUGUGCUCGUCGGCGCCCGCUCCGGUUCCGGCGCCACCGCCGUCACGGCCGCCAAGGUGUCCCACCUCCUCUGCUUCGCCACCUGCUGGGGCGCUGCGCUCUGGGCUACCUUCAUAGGUGGAAUCAUCAUGUUCAAGAAUCUGCCGAGGCACCAGUUCGGGAACCUGCAGGGGAAGAUGUUCCCGGCCUAUUUCACGCUCAUCUCCGCCUGCGCCGCCGUCUCCGUCGCCGCCUUCGCCUACCUCCACCCGUGGAAGGCCGCCUCCGCCGUCGAGCGCUACCAGCUUGGCUUCCUCAUCUCCGCGCUCGGCUUCAACCUCUCCAAUCUGCUGGUCUUCACCCCCAUGACCAUCGAGAUGAUGAAGAAGAGGCACAAGAUCGAGAGAGAGCUUAGCAUCGGUGACGAGGUCGGGUGGUCGAAGAAUGUCAAGACGGCAAAAAGCAACCCUACCCUUGCUGCGAUGAACAAGAAGUUUGGGAUGAUCCACGGUCUCUCAUCGCUGGCCAACAUCAUGUCGUUCGGCAGCCUUGCCAUGCACUCUUGGUAUCUUGCCAGCAAGCUUGAGCUGUGAAGCGCACAAGCACCCAGCUUUACCACGAACACGGUUGAAUCUAGUAUCAUCGCAAUAUGCCUACACUUCGUUCUAAAAAUGGCUACAUGUUAUGAGCUUGCAGACAGAUUUAAUUGUAUCCUUGACUUUGGACUAUUGUACUUGAAACCACUUGCUGGAGGAAACGUUAACCCGUUUGAA
Messenger RNA from Hordeum vulgare subsp. vulgare (domesticated barley), 906 nucleotides. Its product is annotated as transmembrane protein 205. The coding region runs from base 88 to 726 and encodes 212 amino acids. Lineage: Eukaryota; Viridiplantae; Streptophyta; Magnoliopsida; Poales; Poaceae. The transcript is spliced from 3 exons. The record is from RefSeq and is a predicted model, not a curated record.